Messenger RNA from Neoarius graeffei (lesser salmon catfish), 3312 nucleotides. It is a transcript of the gene bmp3, whose product is annotated as bone morphogenetic protein 3. NCBI's taxonomy places the organism in Eukaryota, Metazoa, Chordata, Actinopteri, Siluriformes, Ariidae. Bases 211 to 1548 code for a protein of 445 amino acids. The transcript is spliced from 3 exons. Gene Ontology annotation, cellular component: extracellular region. The record is from RefSeq and is a predicted model, not a curated record. Gene Ontology annotation, molecular function: growth factor activity; cytokine activity. Gene Ontology annotation, biological process: BMP signaling pathway; SMAD protein signal transduction; osteoblast differentiation.
GGAUGCGAUUGGUUGUCCCUUCAGCCGCGCAGUGUGCACGCACAAAACCCCCGAGAGCGCGCGCCAGACGCACACACUCCGCACACACUCCGCACAUCACCGAAGCGCCGGGCUUUCCCUUUUUCCUCUCAUGUGAUGAUCUCUUGUCGGAGACUUGAGCGCAUCUGAUUCAACAGCAUUGUGCGUUCGAAUAAAACUCGCCUCGGCGCCAUGGAUCGCCUGCUGCUGCUCCUUCUGGGAUGGAGCUGCGUGUGUUGUGGAUAUUGCGCCAUGCUGAAAGAUCACUUCGCAAGACUCACGAAGGAUUUUGGACACAAAGUGGACGCGGAUCAGUCGGAGCAGUCCGUGCAGGAUACAGUGUCUGAACACAUGCACAUGCUCUACAGCAAAUACACGAGCGCGAGCUUUGCGCUGCGGGACGGAAACACGGUGCGCAGCUUCAAAGCGCACCCGGGUACCAUCAACAGCAAGCGGUUUCAGAUCUUCAAUCUAACAUCCCUCACUAAUUCAGAGGACGUUCUCUCAGCAACGCUGCAUUAUCAUAUCGGAGACUUCCAGAACAGCAGCCAAAGAUGCUUAAAGUCCAAAACCUGUUCUCGUCACGGCCACAGGCGGCACGUUCACCACAUUCACCUCAGCAUCUGGAGCUUCGCCUUGGUCAACGACAGCGCCAGAACCCUCGGACACUUCCUCAUUAACGUCUCUACAACGUACAGAGACUUCGUAUCUUGGCAAUGGAGGGACAUCACUCAAGUAGUCAACGAAGCAAAGCAUCACGACGAGCUUCUCAUUGGCAUCUCCAUCAGUUCACAAGGAGAACAAUCAUGGAAGAAGGUCUUGUCCAACCAUUCACCCUAUAUUCUGGUUUAUGCCAAUGAUUCAGCCAUCUCAGAACCCGAAAGUGUGGUGUCCACUCUGCAGAGACACAAAGGGAGCUUAGUGCCUGGACUUCACAAACUCAGAAUACACAACCAAAAUAGUACUUUACCACACAGGACGAAGCGCUCCACUAAUAUCCUUCUACCACUGCAGAACAAUGAGCUCCCAGGUCCUGAAUACCCUUACGAGAUCCACACCUGGGACGAGACUAGCCCGUAUGACCCUGUUGAGAACAAGGCAGCCAAGCGCUCGCGCAAGAAACCUCGCAAGAACCCAAGAGACAAAAACCCACUUCUACAGUUUGAUGAGCAGACCAUAAAGAAAGCACGGAAGAAGCAGUGGAACGAGCCGAAGAACUGUGCUCGCAGAUAUCUCAAGGUGGACUUCGCCGAUAUUGGCUGGAGUGAAUGGAUUAUCUCACCAAAGUCUUUUGAUGCCUAUUACUGCUCAGGAUCCUGUCAGUUUCCGAUGCCAAAGUCGCUGAAACCUUCCAACCACGCCACCAUCCAGAGCAUCGUCCGAGCAGUCGGGGUCGUCCCUGGCAUCCCAGAGCCCUGCUGCGUCCCUGAAAAGAUGUCCUCACUCAGUAUCCUCUUCUUCGACGAGGACAAGAACGUGGUCCUGAAGGUCUACCCGAACAUGACAGUGGACUCCUGCGCCUGCCGAUAAUGUCUCGCUUUAUCCUUUCACACACCAGACUCUGCCUGAUCACCCGAUUUUCCUGUUUAUCCCAUUCCCAUUUUGCACUGGAUGAGAGACUACAUCCCUGUAGCUACAUGAAGAUGAUUCCGUUUGAUUUCAAAGGACAACUGAUAUUUGUUAAGCUUCAAGUCUGAAUGAACUGUCUGGAAGGAAACGGCAAAUUUUUUUGCAAAAUCGCCCACCCGAUUGAACACAGAGUCAUUCUAUGACAUGGCUGUUAUGAACUUUUGAAGAGACUUCUUUUCUUUUUGUGCGUCUGUCCUCUUUGGAUGCGUAGAUUAUUGUGUGUUGAGGAUGUAGGGAUGAACAAUAAUAUGAAUUUGUACAGGUUUUUUUUUUCCCUUUCACUAUUAAGCUGUUACUAUUAUGUCACAUUUACUAUACUCAUAAUCAAAUUACUGUUAACAUUCAUAUCUACUGCUGCUAUAUAAAAGAGAUAUAUAUUUUAUUCCAAUGCCAAAACGUUUUUGUUUUCUGAAUUCAGUAUGAUCUCGUACGAUACUCACAAGCUCUAGACUCUUCAACAAAGUACCAUAAAGCCGUAAUUUAGCAUAAGUAACUCGAAUAAAUAAAGUAAUCUUUGCUUUUAUUGAGAGAAUUUGUGCACAGACCACAGAAGCCACGUGUAGCUUGGUUUCAGUCUGAACUCCAGUGUACUUACUGACCAAGUGCCCUUGUUGACUUCAUAUUGCGCAAUUCCAUAUGAACGUUAAGGUUAUCGUGCUUUUUUUUUUUUGCAAAACCACAACCACUAUUUUGGCUCAGAACACAUUAAACGUAGCGAUUUAUCAAGGCAUCACAAUUUACCCAAGUUUCAGAAAAAUUCUUACAAGCAAACCUCUGUCUGUCACUAUUAUUGUAAACUUUGUGCCAAGAAAACAUUUUCAGGACAUUUUUGGACAGCCUUAUUUUCGCAUUGAGCAAUAAAGGUCACUCUGUUUUCCUUGAAAAUAAAUGUGGAAUAAACUCCAAUAUGCCAAGUCACCAAUGAUGAAGUAUACUCACGAUAAAGCAUGUGAAAAUAUAUCCAGGUCUACGUGUUUGUAUAUACGAUACGGUUCUCAAAAGUGCCUUCCAAAAAAGUUUUACAUUUGUCGAAAAUGAUGUUUCAGUUCAUUUUGUAUAUGUCUAUAAAUGUGACAAAAUAUUUGUUCGGUCAUUUUGUUUCCUUUCCUUUGACUUUUCAUAUUUACACACAACUAACGCUAGUCUCUUUUCCAAUGCAUGUUAAUAAAUGUGUGUUUUCAGGUUUGACAUUUUAUACACAUCCAACGUAUGCAGAUUAAAGAAAACUAUAUGUAAAAGUGAGCAAUUACCUUAAUAUAUAACACAAAAAAAUAGCAAAAAAAAAACAAAAAACAGAGCACUCCUUCAAUAUUUGUGUAAUAUAUUUUUACAGAAAGGCUUCUUAUAUACUAUACUAUGUAAUCUGUUGUGUAAAUGAUUAGGUGUAAGGUUGUGCUUGUAUAAUAAGCUUCAUAAGAAAUUAUAUUUGUAUAUGGAAAUGAGCUUUAAAUGCAUUUAUUUAUUUUGUGUAUGUUGCAUAUCUGGUCAGUUCUUCUUUUCGGGCAAGGAAAGCCUUCAGUGAGAUUGGGUUGGAGCCUUCACAUGAAUAAUGUAAAUGCGUUUCUAGUUGAGUUACUGACUGAAAGUUUGUUUCUAUUCAUUCACCCCACCUGUAAGAUCACUUUCUUUUGGACAGACCAUCAAUAAAGUUAUAUGUUCCACUGA